AUGAGUGAUCCAACUGAAUCAUAGUAGAAAUAAAAUAAUGAUGUAAUAUACUGCAAACAUCAUCCUGAAGAAUAGGUAACUAGAGUAUGCAAUAAUCCAGAAUGCAAUAAAGAUGGAUUCAUUUGUUCUAAGUGUGUGCAUGAAGGAGCACAUGAAGGUCACCCAUCAUUUGGAUAUGCUAAGUUAAAGGCUGCUCUCAUUAAAUUUGUUAGUAAUAUUAUUAAUUUGAUCAAUAGAUUCAUCAAGAACACAAUAAGAUCUAACCAAGGAAGGAUAGUUGAGUUAUGCAAGAAUGUAGAACUAUUUAGAAGAGACAUCCUAGAGUAUAUACAAAUAAGCCUAAAAGUUAAAUAAAUUAAGUCAAUUCAUGGAAAAUCUAAAUGAAACUCUAUUAAGCUUGUAAGAGAUAGGAGAAGAGGUAGAUAUUGCAUAUACAAUACUUUAUAACAUGGAUAAGAAAGAAACAGGAGUAGAUGUAAAUACACUAAAUGAUUACUUAAAUUAAUUCAGACUAUUGAUGGAUAUUAAUCUAGACUCAUAAAAUCAUGAAGUAUCGAUCAGGCCAUCAAGCAUUUCACAAUUGAGAAUCAAGAAUAUUUUAGAUAAGAAAGCAGAUUUCACAUCAUUAUUAAGGAAAACAGUCGAAGAACAUGAAUAACACUUUUAGAAAUUCUUGAAAGAAAUGGGAGAUUUACUUAAGGAGAAUAAACAAUUUUUGGUACCAAAGGCUAAUGAAACAGAAGAGAAUAGAAAUGCUGAAUUUGGAAAGAGAGCACUUUAUAAUUCUUAUUAUAAAUAAGACACAGAAAAGACUGAGAAAAAUAAAAAGAAAGUAAAAGGUUAAGUUAAAGGCAAAGUAAAACAUGAAGAUGAUGAAGAAAUGAGCAUUGGCAGAGAAUAUUAAAUAGGAGCUGUUGAAAAAUGUGGUAUUCCAAAGUUAGAUUAAGGACAACCUCCUUAGGGAAUCAAGAAACAAAUGUUCAAAUUGUGUAACUAUCUGAUAUUUUACAAUACUUUGAUGUGUGAUUCAAUAUUGCCAGAACCAAUAUUAAGAGGAGUACCUUUGAAGAAAAUGCAAUAAGGAGAAUUGAAAUUUCCAAUCAGAUGUGCUUUUUGUAGACUANGUAAAAAAAUUGUUUGUUUUUGUACUAUGUCCAUCAUUAAUCUGUUCACUUCAUAAAAGUGUAUAUAAACCAAAUUUACCAUAGUUGACUAAUUAUUAAAGCAAAUUGAUAUUGUUAUGUAAAAUUAAUUAAUUUAGGUUGUUUUACAAAAUAUAGUAAGGUAAUUAAAAAAGCAUUUUAAUAUUUUAUUCUUUUAUGUGAUAUUGAUGAUUCAGAUAAAAUGA
Molecule: messenger RNA, 1348 nt
Organism: Paramecium octaurelia
Lineage: Eukaryota; Ciliophora; Oligohymenophorea; Peniculida; Parameciidae
Source: the annotation of a GenBank genome assembly